AUGGAUGACCGUGGUAUCCCCCACCGCUCCACCCCUCCCACCCCCACUUCCAGCGACCACAAGCGUCCCGCCCGACCUCUCCCUGAGCCUGAGCGCGCAACCGCAUGUGGAACUGUGAUUCUCCCGGCCCUCCGUGCAGCCAUGGACCGCCGCCGCAACCAUCUCGUCCGUCUCGAACCCGGACGCAACCCUAACGACCCCCCGGCUACCCCAGAAGAAGAAAAGGACUUCGACCGCAGCGUCCGCAUCCACCAUGGUCUGGAGAAGGUUGCUGAAGACAUCGCUCGAGCUUUCAACAGCCUCCACCACUGGGAUAUGGAGAGUCCUGUUGAUAUGGGAGGUGGUGUUGAUGCUGUUCUCGACGCGUUCCUCGAGGAGGUCCUCUUCCGAUUGCAGCCCCGUAACAACGCGUAA
Messenger RNA from Penicillium verrucosum, 414 nucleotides. RefSeq names its product putative Ste20-like serine/threonine protein kinase. The coding region runs from base 1 to 414 and encodes 137 amino acids. The transcript has a single exon. The record is from RefSeq and is a predicted model, not a curated record. NCBI's taxonomy places the organism in Eukaryota, Fungi, Ascomycota, Eurotiomycetes, Eurotiales, Aspergillaceae.